Molecule: messenger RNA, 657 nt
Organism: Pocillopora damicornis (cauliflower coral)
Lineage: Eukaryota; Metazoa; Cnidaria; Anthozoa; Scleractinia; Pocilloporidae
Product: deacylase AADAC
Cellular component (GO): membrane
Molecular function (GO): carboxylic ester hydrolase activity
Source: RefSeq, a predicted model, not a curated record
AAAAAAAAUCUCGCAAAGGGAAAGUGCGCUGUGACAUUCAAAGAGGAUCAUGGCUAACUUUUUCCUUAUUUUCAGUCUAACUGUUGGAAUCUUUUUUGGCAUUAUCGUGGCCUGGUACAAUAGUCAGGAAAUUCCAAAGGGAUUGCCCGACGAUCAGUUGAUGGGUCUACGAGUUUUCGGUACUGGUAUGGAUAUACUCCGCUUUCUGGCGUCUACAGCUUCAGAUAUUGGGAUCGGGGAGUCCGCAAUGGAAAAUACUAAUUUGGGACUUCAAUGGUUAUCAUCGAUGCUCCCUGAAAGUGACGAAUCAGAAAACCUCUUGGAAAUCUGGAAUGACAAGAUAGCCAACAUCCCUGUACGUUUUUAUAAACCAAAAAUUCAUGGCAGCAAAAGAACUACUGGUGUGGUUUACUUUCAUGGCGGUGGAUUUACUCUUGGAAGUGUUGAUCAGCAUCAUCCAUUUACUCUGCUGUUAGCUAAAGAGGCAAAUGUUGUACUGGUGUCUGUUGAAUACAGAUUAGCACCCAAACACACUUUCCCAACCCAGUUCCAUGACUGUUAUGUUGUUGUUAACACCUUACUGGCCACUGGAGAAAAAUAUGAUAUUGAUACAAACCGUAUUAUUGUUGCUGGAGACAGUGCUGGUGGUAAUCUAGC